UUGACCACGUCGAAGUGGUAACAUCAAUGCCCGAGAAGCAUAGUCAAAUUUAUAGUUGCGGACUUCUGAAGCCCAUUUCGACAGUUCGCUUUAGCUGACUUGCCCACACCGGUACAUGUGUCGCGGGCACAACAAAGAAGGCAACGCACUUCUAUCUACUUAUCAAAGAAGAUGUCUUUAUUACCGUCUCUCGCAUUCCUUUGCACGGCGAGCUUCGCUCUUUCAGCUGCAGAUCAAUCUUGCAAUCACGGGGACAACCUCUUUGACAUCGGGCUAGCGAAGGUGAUGGGCAUGCCAUCAUUCGAAGCUUUUCCCCUGGAAGAUAUUCGCCGCACAUUCACAAAGAUAUUUGACUUCCACGUACGCCUGUCUACAGGGAAGCUCUGCGGCCUGUCGAACCUCAAGCGAGAUGACCGCAGCUACAUCAAUGCCACCGAUAGCGGCAUCACAGCCCUCUUCAAUAUUGCAGGGGGUCCCCUGGCAGUGACGUACACUGGAAAGGUCAACUCUAUACUGGUAGACGCCCGCGUAAAUGUGAAUGUCUACAUUCCAUGGAUCAGGUUGUUCAUCUACGUCGUAGAGCCAUCGCCGAACAAUCUACAGCUCGCUCGACUGGGGUUUUCGGCUGGACCAGUGACCUUCUGGGCGGACCAGCUGGACGGAACAAGCUUGAUGUUCGACUUUCUCCAUUGGCUGGCAGAAAGCCACAUCGAGAAGGCACUCAACGACAAAAUGGGCGAGAUGGUCAUCGAAGUUGUGCACCAGUUCCUUGGCAUGGUGGAGCUUUUCGCCAAAAACGGAACGAAGAUCGGAGAAGUUAAAAAACCACGAGAAGAUCCCGCCUUCAUCCCGGUGUGGUUUUUUCCGGAAUCCAUUUAUCAUAACACGAACCCCUGGCAAGAUCCCAGCAAAUGGGGAAUAUUUGAUUACAGCGUCAAGCGAAUGACAAUCGCUUCAAAGCUUGACCCAGUUAUGUUGACUGACGUAGACGAUGUCACCUGGGAUGACUGGCUCGUCCACAUAACUAAUGUGACCGUAGACGGCCUCGGUUUUCUCCGCCGAGGCGGCGACAAUUAUGCAGUGGCUGAUAAAUGUGGCAUCAGCGCCCGUGUAGCCCUAGCAAUGGAGAACAUCAAGGUCCAGAUUUACGCCACCACUGACAGUCCACCUCUGCGGGUGCGAAUCGAUGUGCGGAUCAUUGGAGUUGACCUGGUCGUCAAAGUGAAAGAGACGAACAAGACCAUCGAGAUCGAAGACUACCAGCUCAAUUUCCCAAUACCUGUGGAAUAUGACGUUUACGUACUCACACCCGUUGUUGGGCCGUUCGCCGAGCUGCUUAACGGCUUCAUGAGAAGACACUUGACCGAAGAGGAGACGGACAAGCUGGAAGAUCACUCGCGAAAAUACCUAGAGCGUGCCAUAGGAACAGUGACUGAAUUCAUCAAGGAUCCAGCUGCUUGGAUGCCAUGGAACACCUCUAUCAUCGACGCGUACCGCAUAUACAAAGAGAACCAUAGAAAUUAAUUUCCAAAGAACAGUUUGAUCGUUUCGAUAAAUCACUGCAAAUAAAGAAUAUCGAUGCGCGAUACAGAUGUACCUGCCAACCCGCGCACCUACCAUGAGCAGUACACAUGGUGUUA
Messenger RNA from Rhipicephalus sanguineus (brown dog tick), 1640 nucleotides. RefSeq lists its product as uncharacterized. NCBI's taxonomy places the organism in Eukaryota, Metazoa, Arthropoda, Arachnida, Ixodida, Ixodidae. The transcript has 5 exons. Bases 172 to 1524 code for a protein of 450 amino acids. The record is from RefSeq and is a predicted model, not a curated record.